Anolis carolinensis (green anole) is the source of this 1102-nucleotide messenger RNA. Its product is annotated as guanylyl cyclase-activating protein 2. Bases 166 to 744 code for a protein of 192 amino acids. Gene Ontology annotation, cellular component: photoreceptor inner segment; cone photoreceptor outer segment. NCBI's taxonomy places the organism in Eukaryota, Metazoa, Chordata, Lepidosauria, Squamata, Anolidae. The transcript is spliced from 5 exons. The record is from RefSeq and is a predicted model, not a curated record. Gene Ontology annotation, biological process: visual perception. Gene Ontology annotation, molecular function: calcium sensitive guanylate cyclase activator activity; calcium ion binding.
AAUGAAACACUAUGAGAAAGAAAGGCAUUAUGUUUGGAUUAGAAGAGCAACCCAUUGUUCUGGUUUAAAGCUCUUUGCUGAAGAACAUCAACAGAUGUCACUUAUGUUCUCAGAGAGGAAUAUAAAACAUUUGGAAACCUCUUACAGGUAUGCACAUCUUACAAAAUGGGACAAUACCAUACUUGUAACAUGAAAGGAAUUGAAGUGGCAGAAUUACAGGAUUUGUACAAGAAGUUUGUUGUCGAAUGUCCCAGUGGUGGUCUCUAUCUGCAUGAAUUCAAGCAGUUUUUUGGCAUCACCAGCCAGAGUGAGGCAUCUGAAUAUGCUGAAAGUGCAUUUAAAUCCUUUGACAGAAAUGGGGAUAAUAAGAUAGACUUUUUGGAAUAUGUAGCAGUUUUAAACCUAGUGCUAAGAGGCAAACUUGAGCACAAACUGAAAUGGUUAUUUAAAGUGUAUGAUACAGAUGGAAAUGGCUUUCUUGACAAGCAUGAACUACAGAAAAUGCUGAAGAGUGUCUAUAAUGUCAAACAAGGAUGGACAAGAAACACAGAUACUCGGUUGUCAUCCCCAGAAGAAGUAUGUGACAAGAUAUUUCUGCUAAUGGAUGAAAACAAUGAUGGAAAGCUUUCCCUGAAAGAGUUUAUUGAUGGAGUGCAGAGAGAUGAUUGGAUAAGGAAGAUGCUAAGUGUAGAAAUAAAUCCAACAAAAUGGAUCCUUGAGCAUCGGGAUAACAGGCAGAAGUAAAGGACAAACAAGAGUAAAUGCAAUAAGCAAACUAUACUAGUUGUGAAAUUCUACAUCAAGUUCCUUCCUUCUUGCUUUUUCUAUUAUACAAAGUGAUCCUUCCUCUACUUCUCCUAUGGCCUGGACAUAGAAGAUGAGAAAUAGCUGCAAACUGGCUGAGAUGCUUUAUCUGGACUGCACGUAUUUGCUUGGGGGUUUAUAACUUGUGUGCACAAACAGUUUUAUGAAUGUUGCUGGAGAGCUGGUUCAGGAUUUCGAGGAACCAAUAUUGUUUUGGGUAUAGCACCUCAUGCUCAUGUGCUUGUUUCGAUACUGUAAUGUCUAUUCAGCUCAAACAUUUGCAAAUAAACAGAUUUUU